AUUAUGGAGGGAGAUCUUCGGAAUAUUAUUAUCUUCAAUGCUUCCAAAAAAGAAAUUUUUACUAUGAACAGUGGUUAUAGGAUUUUACAAAAAAAACUUCGUAGUAACUGGAAGAUACAGAGCUUAAAAGAUGAAAUCACUUCAGAGAAACUUUCAGGAGUAAAACUGUGGAUUACUGCAGGACCCAGAGAAAAGUUUACAGCUGCUGAAUUUGAAGUUCUGAAGAAAUAUCUAGAAAGUGGUGGGAAUAUCUUGGUGAUGCUGGGAGAAGGUGGUGAAUCUCGUUACGAUACUAACAUCAACUUCUUAUUAGAAGAGUUCGGGAUCAUGGUCAAUAAUGAUUCUGUGGUGAGAAAUGUGUAUUAUAAAUAUUUCCAUCCUAAAGAAGCGUUGGUGUCUAAUGGAGUUUUAAAUCGGGAAAUCAGCAGAGCUGCAGGAAAAACCGUGACUGGGAUAAUAGAUGAAGAUACUGGUGGAAAUGAUUCACAGGCUCUCACUUUUGUAUAUCCGUUUGGUGCUACAUUAAAUGUGAUGAAACCUGCAGUGGCUGUUUUGUCUACAGGCUCUGUCUGUUUUCCUCUUAAUAGACCCAUUUUGGCUUUUUAUCCUUACAAGACUCAAGGUGGCAAAUUAGCAGUAUUGGGAUCAUGUCAUAUGUUCAGUGAUCAGUAUUUGGAAAAAGAAGAAAAUACCAAAAUCAUGGAAGUACUUUUCCAGUGGCUUACAACAAAUGACAUUCACUUAAAUCAGAUAGAUGCAGAAGAUCCAGAAAUUUCUGAUUAUACAAUGCUUCCUGAUAUAGCCACUUUGUCAGAACGUUUACGAGUUUGUCUGCAAGAGGGAGAUGAGAAUCCACGAGACUUUACAACACUGUUUGAUAUGUCUAUUUACCAACUAGAUACUACAGCACUUCCGAAAAUUAUUAAGUCUUAUGAACAGCUGAAUGUGAAAUAUGAACCACUUCAGCUAAUUCAGCCACAGUUUGAAACACCUUUACCUGCACUCCAGCCAGCAGUUUUUCCACCAGCUUUCAGAGAGUUGCCUCCUCCCAGCCUGGAUUUGUUUGAUUUGGAUGAAACUUUUUCUUCUGAGAAAGCUCGUCUCGCCCAAAUAACAAACAAGUGUACUGAAGAUGAUCUGGAAUUCUAUGUCAGAAAAUGUGGCGAUAUCCUAGGGGUAACAAAUAAACUGCCAAAGGAACAGCAAGAUGCCAAGCAUAUACUGGAGCAUAUUUUCUUUCAAGUGGUGGAGUUCAAGAAGCUAAAUCAAGAAAAUGAUAUUGAUACAAGUGAAGUUGGAUUCCAGGGUGGUUUCUGAAAAAUCCGAAGUAUAAACCAUGUGUCUUUUUUGGAAGAAGAGGAAUCAUAAUUUAUUGAACAAGCACAUGACAAGUGACUGUUAUCUGCCAAUUUUCUAUAUAUACACUAUGUUGUAAAUAUGAAGAUAAUCUAAAAUUUUGAAUGAGAAACUGUAUUAAGUGGCAGUAAUUUUGAUUUAUAUACAUAUAUAUAUAUAAAUAUUGUAUAUUUAAUGUGUUUUUUAAAUAAAUCAUUUGUACAAUUUGAAAUUCUUGUUUGAUUAGUUUGUUCUCUAAAGAUUUUUUUGAGCAAUUUAAAUAUGUAUAAUAGCUAGGGAUAUGUAUAAUAGUGAUUAGUUAUUGCAAGACAUGAAAC
Messenger RNA from Thamnophis sirtalis, 1673 nucleotides. The record is from RefSeq and is a predicted model, not a curated record. NCBI's taxonomy places the organism in Eukaryota, Metazoa, Chordata, Lepidosauria, Squamata, Natricidae.